Molecule: messenger RNA, 9048 nt
Organism: Bactrocera neohumeralis
Lineage: Eukaryota; Metazoa; Arthropoda; Insecta; Diptera; Tephritidae
Product: zinc finger protein squeeze
Exons: 3
Coding region: 1154-3052 (632 amino acids)
Biological process (GO): regulation of transcription by RNA polymerase II
Cellular component (GO): nucleus
Molecular function (GO): DNA-binding transcription factor activity, RNA polymerase II-specific; RNA polymerase II cis-regulatory region sequence-specific DNA binding
Source: RefSeq, a predicted model, not a curated record
UUUGACAGCGAACGGACACGGUUUUUUGAGAGUAGGUGUGAAUUGUAAAAUAUCGCUGUGAGUGUGUGUAUGCUUGUAAAAAAGUUACAGCAACAAGAAAUUGGUGUAAAUGAAAACAUUCUAAGAGAAUAACGAAAAUUCAUUACAAUUGCCUAUGCAGUUUCGCACGUGUUUUCGCAAUAGAGAAAAAUAGUUGGCAAAAAGUAUAAAAUUGAUUUCUUAUUUUUGGGUAAUACAGUGCCAAUAAGCGCGGCCAUUUUUUCUUUGCGUAGUUUUUUGUGUGCAGUACUUGUAUGUGUGUGCGUACUUUUCGUAAUUCAUGCGACGGUGUGCCGAAAACAAAGGAUGAAUGUAGAAGAAAAUUAAAGAAAAAAAUUGUGUUGAAGGAGGAGCGGUAAAAAAUAACAACAAUAAGUAGUGUCGGUUGUGUUUUCAUUUGCACUGUGACUUGUGUUGGUACGUACAUACAUACAUAUGUGCGCACUGACCGUAGUUGUUGAAUGCUGUGAAAGUGAAGAAGAGUAGGUAUAGAAAUUGUUAUAAACAACAGCACCCACAUCAGUGCUUAUUCGUAAACAUUGUACAAAAACUAUGAAAAAAUUGCAAAUACUAAACAAAAUAAAUAAUGCAAUAACAGCUACAUUGGAAAAUUGAUAAUUAUCACUUCGGUAGCGCGAAAAUAUUUUAAAACGUAGAAAACAAAGUCGCGAAAAACUCACUACUUAGUUGCGGCUUUAAAAAAGUAAAUAAUACUGAUGCCAUUGUGUCAAAUCGUUCGAAUAAUUAAAAAACGAUAAAAGUUCUCAUAAUUGCAAUUGUGCAUCAAACAUUAAUUAUACUUGGUGAACGAACAAUUGAUGUAAAUAUAAAAGUUCGCGCCAACCCUUGGUCUGAGACAAUUGAGCUGCUGCUGCUAUUAUUAAAAUAUAAAUUGCGCUGACAUCGGCGGUUACCGAAUUGACGAAAUUAAUUGGCUGGCGCCAUCAAUCGAUCAAAAAAUACGCGAAACGAAAUUUGCUGCAGUUUUUUACCAACCACUCUUCGCAUAACACUCCUACCACAUAACGGCUUCAACUGACGGCUGCGUAACGCACACAUUAUACUAUUACAACAAUACUGCAGCGGUGUGACACACAACGCCGCGUUCAAAGAAAUGGCCGAAUUACCCGCUCCCCCAAGUGAUUAUCUCCACCGUUCGAUCGAUCAGCUGCGUUCGAUGAACGAACGCAAUGUCCUCUCCUCACUAAGCCAUCAUCUGACGCCGGUGGAAUUGCGCAAUGCCGCACAGUUGGCGGCACACGAUUACAAACCAUUUAAUAUCAAUGAAUUUCGUCAGAAUGUUGAGCGUUUAGAUUAUUCGUUGAAGAAUGGCCUUAUACACCAACAACAGCAGUUGCUCGCUGAUCAUCAGCAGCAGCAGCAACAACUCCAACAACAGCAAGCGCAUGAACAACAACAGCAGCAACAUCAUCAGCAACAGCAACAACAACAGGCGGCUCAUCAACAGCAGCAGCAGCAGCAACAACAACAACAGCACCAACAGCUGCAGCUUAAACAAUCGUAUAGUCCGCCAAAUUCACCGGCCACACCCACCAUGACCGAACAACCCGAGCAGAAGUAUGAUCCACAUGCUGCUGCUGUCGAACAACAACAACAACAACAACAGCAGCAACACACCGUCAAUCAGAAGCAACAACGUAACCAACAAGGCUCCCCUGAAGGCCGUGACGCCAAGCCCUACAAAUGCACGCAAUGCACAAAAACCUUCGCUAAUUCCUCCUACCUCUCACAACACACCCGCAUCCAUCUGGGCAUCAAGCCAUAUCGUUGUGAGAUCUGCCAACGCAAAUUCACACAGCUGUCGCACCUGCAACAACACAUUCGCACACAUACCGGGGAUAAACCAUACAAGUGCCGCCAUGCCGGCUGCCCCAAAGCCUUCUCGCAACUCUCCAAUCUGCAAUCGCACUCUCGUUGCCAUCAAACGGACAAACCAUUUAAAUGCAACUCCUGCUACAAAUGCUUCACCGACGAAUUAACGCUGCUCGAGCACAUACCCAAACACAAAGACUCGAAGCACUUGAAGACGCACAUCUGCAACCUGUGUGGCAAGUCGUACACACAGGAAACCUACCUGCAGAAGCAUUUGCAAAAACACGCCGAAAAGGCGGAGAAGCAACAGCAACGACAGGCCAGCGCAACAAGUAAUGCGCAACACCAUGUGCCUGCCGGCGGUAUCGGCCUCAAUUUGCAGCGACAGGUGGUGAUGAAUGCUGCCGCAGCGGCCGCAACUAGUGAUCCCAAUUCGUAUUGGGCGAAAAUGGGUGCUGAUAGUGGCGUGAAUGCUGCGACACUCGCUGAAGCUAUACAACAGCAACAGCAGCAAGCUGCCGCCGCAGCAGCAGCAGCCGCAGCGGCUGCGCAACAGCAGCAACAACAUGCUCAGAAUGGCUACAACUUUGCGACGCUGCAACAGCACCAACAACAGCAGCAGCAGGAGCUACUGCAACACCAUCAGCGGCUGGUGAAUGGUGGAGCGGGCAGUGGUGGCGAUAGCGCUGGCAGCGGCAACACGCCGAAUCACUCACACUCGCCCAACGAUGAGGGUGAGGACUUGGUGAUGCGUCAAACUCCCCAACAUCAUCUGCAUCAGCAGCAGCAACAACAGCAACAACAACAACAUCAGCAUCAACAGUCACACUCACCCAAUCCACUUCUAAUGGGCAAUGCAGCAGCUGCAGCAGCGGCGGCGGCGGCGGCCGCAGCCAACUACGACGUGAAAACAACCAGCGCCUUCACGCCCAUCAACACGGCGCCACCACAUUUGAAUGCGCUGUCUGCACAACAACGUCCACCCGCUGCAGCGUACCUGUACCAGCAGAAUGCCGCCGCAGCCGCCGCUUUCCCAACACAACUUAUCUCAUUGCACCAGAUACGCAACUAUGCACAUCAGCCCAGCGCAGCGGCGGCAGCGGGGCUAUUGGCCAGCGAUCACCUGCUCGGUUUGACCGGUGUAACCGCGGGCGGUGCCGGCAAGGAUAAGGGUCAAUAGUACGCCGCACUGCACAGCAGUGAUGGCAACAGUAACGGCAGGUAUGGUAAUAAGUUCAAAAAGUCGAAGAAACGGGUACACGAGCGUGCACGUGAUCGCAGUUGAUUUUACUGAGGCGCUUAGGCGCAAGGGCAGAGAGUUAGUUGCCUAUCGGCAGGAGGGCGCGCAACGACCCUAUGCAUGUUUGAUAAAGCGAGCUCCCAGUGCGCACACAUGGGAUGACAGUACUACAACUGCAAUAACAACAUCAAAUACACAACAACAAACAACACUAAAAACUCAGGUUUUAAUGAUAAUUUCAGCAAAGCGGUAAAACGGAGAUCGAAAAUUACACAAAAUUUCGAAGAAAUUAAACAUUAGUUAGAAUCAAUUGGAGUAAAACAACAUGUAUAUUUACUAGUGUCUUAGCUCUGCGAAUUUUUCAACGCUACUUCCUCUCAACUUUACAUUAUGCAGUGAAAUUUCCCAUAACGGACAGACUUCUUCAUAGUCGGAUAUCUCCCAUAACUGGACAAAUUUGAUGAACACAACGUUUUCAUUAAUAUUUUCAUACAAAACCAGUUCCUAUAACUGGACAUGAGUACGUUCCAAUGACAGGACACGGACACAGUUUUGGUAAUAUUUCGUUAAAAUUAUCUCUGACAAACGGACAAGAUUUUAUAAAAUUUGUCAAAAAUAUUGUGUACAAUUCACGGUUUUUAAAAUUCUUAUUAAUUUUUUUUGGUGUUUUGAGACAGUUUUUUUAAAGAACAAAAUGUAAAAUAAUCACAGCAAACAAAUUGUCUUGCACUGGUGUAAUCUGGUUCGCACUGGCGCAACGGAAACUAAUAAGAUUAUUUUCAUUCAUUCACAGCUGACUGACAUUGGCUCGCAUUUAUUUGUUAAAUAGAAAUAUAGUUCUGAGUUGCAGCUUCUGACUCUAAGAAUACAUUUUAAGCACACGUUUUUGUCCAUGCCCUCUUAUAUGGACAGCUCACUUAGCCGGACAAAAGCACUGCGACCGUGGGUGUCCGGUUAUAGGAAAUUUCACUGUAUAUGGUUGCUUACAAGUGCAAAUAUGCAUUUGUGUAUGUCUGUAUAAAUGCAAUUGGAUGCCUAAACCUUUUGCACGUUUCUAUGGCAGGUGCUUCUCAUACUCACUUUAUACCUGUAAAUUCACUCGUUUUAUACCAACAUGUUGCUUCUUCUAUUUUUCCUCUCAUUUAUACUACGCCUGCGCGCCUUGACAGUAUACAAAUUCUACAAAUUGUAGUUCAUAAUUAUAGUAAUUAAAAGUAGUUAUCGAUUAGUUACCCGUCUAGCAAUUAGGUAAUCGUAUUAUAGCAAAAGUAGUUUGAUAAGCCGAAUUUACUUUAUUCAGUAAGAAACAGCUAAGGUUAAGAAUUGUGUAAUUACAGACAAAAGUAUAUCAUUGUAUGUAGUUUAUAUACAUUUGUAUGUGUAUGUACAUAUAUUUGAUUUUAGUUUUUUUACCACAAAUAUUUUUUAUGCGGUGUCCAUUUUAAACUUCUUAAAGUUUUGUUAAACAAAAUAAUAUAUUUUAAUUCCUUUGUAAAAAUGCUAAAACUUUUUUAAUUUUAUGUAUGCAUAUGCAUUAAGUAUUGAAUAAGCUUCUGUAGUCAAUUAAGUGAUUGCAUCCUUUGUAGCAACGAAUUUAUGAAUCUCAAUAAAAUUUCACACCCUUUCAUAUAAUAUAUAUCUAUGUAUAUUUUUUGGAUUUUCUAUUAAACUAUAUAGAUUAUUUACAAAGGAACUGUAGGUCUGGUCUAUGCAUGGAGAGACAACCUAUUUUGAUUAUUCUCUUCGUUGUUUACAUUAACACUAAAAUUUUAGAUAUCAAGAAAAUAAAGUUAUUAAACGCAUUAAACAAAAAUCAUUUUAUUUUUACCAAGCACUUGCGUCAGAGUGGCAAGACGAUUUAAAAAUAAAUACAAAUUUUUGGUUGCUGCAAAUUUAAUUAUUUCGAACUGCAUGUAAAUAUGUAUGCUGAGGAAUGAUGACAGGCAUAUUGUGUCAAAACGACUACGUUGAAAGUUUCUUUAUAGAUUUGUUUCAUAACUGCUAGUGGCUAUCAGGAAGAACAAGAAUGCGAGUUACACUCACAAACAGCGAUUUAACGAAAAAGUAGAGAAACGAAAAAGUUGCAAAAGUUAGCAAUACAAUUCAAAAAACAGAAAAAUUUUCAAUAGACUUAUUAUUUUCAUAAACUAAAACUUAUAAAAUAAACAAAAUCAGAGCAAAAGCGUCAAACAUCGCUUGAUUACAUACAUAUGUAUAUUUGUAUAUGUGUUUUAUCAGCUGUUUAUUCAUAUUGCAGUAGCAAUUUUCUGCUGGCAGAAACCAGCUGCUCUCUUACGCUCUCAACUUGCGCUCUCUUCUGCUAGUUUUUUUGGGUUAAGGGGUAUUCUGGUCUAGAAGCAUGAAUUUCAGGUAAUUUUUAAAGUGUCGUAAAAAAAAGACAAUUAAUAUUUUUACUAUCCAUUUUUUUUUACUAGUUAUUUGUUAAUUUUUGAAGAGUACAGAAAAAAAUUAAAACUAAAAAAAGUAAAAAAUUUCAAAAAUUAUGAGCUGACGAAAUGGGGGGUCUCUAAAAAUUUCCACGUGACCAUACCCAUGAUUUCAACCCUCCUAGUUAUCUGAAACCAAAAAAAAAAGAUUAUUAAUCUAGAAUAAUGUCGUAAUGGCCGGAACUACGGAAAAGUGGGAAACACAUUUUUUCACAAAAUGGCGACUGCCUGAAAAAAAAAGUUUUUUUGGAUCACUUUUUCUGACUAUUUCGAUUUUUUUAAAAAUAAUAAAAAUAAAAAUUUGGGGAUGUGGCUAGUUCCAACCAUAAAGAAAAUUAUAAAAAUUUCAAGUAAAUCGGUCCAGUAGAACCUGAGAAAUCGUGGGUAUCGUUCCGAAAAAGUCAGUUUUGAGAAAAACGCGUUUAAAGUUUCGCGUAAAGUCUUUUGUUCGAUUAGUUCCGGCCGAACCAAUUUGGAUGCCGGGUCAGAAAAAUGCCUAUAUCUCCGAAAAUAAUUUGAAUUUUGAAAAAUCCUCUUGUACACAUAUUCUUGAAUAGUUAAGCUUUGAAAAUAUAAAAAAAAAUUUAGAUUUUUUUAAAUUUCUAGGCCAGAAUACCCCCUUAAGAAACACUAGCUAGGGAUAGUUAGGAGUUAUGAAACAAACGUUUCAACGUUUUCCAAUUAUUGGGGAAAUUUUUUGGUAUGUAUUUUCAAACAUUUGUUUUAUGUAUUAAAAUUUGUGUUUGAAUAUACAUAAAAGAAACUUUAAAGCCGAACUUUUCUAGGUUUUCUAUAUUUUGAUAAAAUUAUGCAUGGGGUAAGCAAAUACAUGAAGAUUUUGAGAUCCCUUGCUAUUGAAGAUGAUAACUUUCUCUUUGAGAACAAGCACACAAAUGCAAAUAUCUCCAGCAAAAGCUCUUAAUUUCAUCUACAAUGCGGAGUAUUUUCCAUAUUGAACAACUUGCUUGAUACCCAUAACUAGACAGGGCUUAUUUUCAUAUAACGAACACCCAUAUUUCUUAAAUUAUAAUUCCAAAUUUACCUUGUGUUUCAACAACUACGUGUUAAUGUGAUACAUAAGUUUUGGCACAAUGUGCCUACGCAUAUAGGCACUGUUCUCAUUUAAGGGGUUACACGGGUUUCCUCGCACAAAAAACGGCAUAUUUCCGAUAUCUUUUUUCAUAUAAAAAAUUAAAUGCUUCAUUUAAACUUUUUAUUAUUCCAAAGAAAAAUGUUUUAUAAAGAUUUUGUGAAAUUUUCAAAGGAAAAUAUUCAAAACUCGCCCAUUACGACGUCAUUUCCGGCAGUCACUCGGAUUUUUGGUACACGUUUUUACAUAAAAUUGCACAUUUCGAAACCGAUUUUAAUGGAGAGGUUAAGGUUUCAAGGUAAAAAAAAGACUUUUUUGCGAAUUUAUUUCUUAAAUAUGGAUUGAGUAAUUUUAUUUGAACAUUUGUACAUAAUUGAGCACACUUUUGACAAUAUUGGGUAAUUUUUUCAUGUAGAAAUAUUGAAUCAUAAGCCAUUCACAGAGCUUCCCCAGAUUGUCUUGGGGAAAAGAAAAAAAAAACGAUUUUCGGUGUUCACCAUAACUCGGCUGGAAAUUGUCCGAAAAUAAAAAAAAACAAGAAAAAUUAGUCAAAUCAUAAUCAAAUCUUCCCCCAACGUUCUCUUUUAAUUUUUUUUAGUUAAAAAUGUUUGACGGCCAUUGAAAGUGUAAACUGUUAUUUUCCAAUAAAAAUCCCAACAUUUUGUGGGUAGAAAACUCCCUUAAUGUAAAAAAAUACUCAACUUUGUGGGCGAUAUUUUGUAUGUGAAAAUGUGUAAAAAGCUUGAAUGAAUUGGUCAAGUAGUUUUGAAAUGAUAGUGAACACGGACUUUGCAAAAGUAAGUAAGAAGAACGCGUCUAAAGUUUUUGAACUAAAAAAGUGACGAAAUAAUAAUUAAAAUUCGCAAAAUAAAAGUAUUAUUUUUUACCUUGAAACCCUAACCCCUCCCUUAAAAACAUAGUUUCGAGAAAAAUGUGCUUAAAGUUUGAAGUGAUUAUACAGCUGACCUCGGACGCAUAAUUAUUCAAGACUGUAUAUCCAAAACUAUUACUGGGAUAAACUUGAGCAUUUAGGACAAUGUGCUACAGAUACUCUAGAAUUAAAAAGACAAUAAAAAAACGUUUUUUCGAAGCCGUGAAACCCAUGUAACCACUUAAAUAUUUCAUUUCGAAAUGAAACUAAAGUUACAAUAAUUGUAUUUUUUUUCUAUAAAUAAAUAGAUUUUUUUUGAUAACGAAUAAAAAGCUAUACUUUUUUAAACUAACUCAAUUAAAUAUUUUGGGCUUUUACGAAAUUAGUUUUGGAACAAAAAUUUCAAUGUUGAAGUUUCAAAAACUUUGCGCUAACUUCGCGGUAUAACAGUUCUUCCAAAGUUUAGAUACUACAAGAAAUGUUCAAACAAAUGUGCUUUAAAUUAUAUAAUCCACUUUUAAUCAUAAUAAAUGAUUCAUAUUAAAUGAGAAAGUAAAACGAUUGAUUUAAAUAAAUAAAUACUGAAACAGUAUAAACAUCAAUUAAAAUUAAUCAGUUCAAUUAAGUUUUCUCAAACAUGGACCCAUGUUCUAUGCCUAUGUAAUUAUUUUCAUAUUACUCGCUGCCAAAAAUAGAUCUUCUCGUUCAUUAUGGAGGUCAACAUUUUCCAAAAAGUUAUAAUGUUAUAUUAAAACAGUUUCUGCGAUCAAAAGCAAAAGGCUAUGGAACUUGCGAUUUUCUCAGAGAGUUUAUUGCCCUUGACCAUUACUUAUUUGAAGAAAAUUUUAUAACGAACUUCAUAUAAAAGUAUAGCUGCCUUGCAUUUUUUAAGAUUUCUUGAGUGCUCCCUUAUUUUUACGAUUUCAUGAAAUCAAAUAUUAUUUUUCACAUGAAAUCUAUGUACUAAACAGGAGCACGUUGGGGCUAAUGAUCGCUUGGAGUCUGACGCUCAUGUGCCUCCUUUGCCAAUCAACCAAGCAAUCAAACAAAAACACAUUGAAAGUAAUUAUUAAUCUAAAACUGAUUUCGAAAUAGCCCAAUCAAAGAUUAUGAUAGAUAUUGAAAGAUAAUUGUAUAUUUUUAUAUUUCAGUAGUUAUAGCUAAUAUAAUAAUAAUAAGUAUUUCUUCUUACAUUCUAAAUGCAUACAUAUUUUUAUAAAUAAAACUCUUUCAUUAUAUUUAACUAAUUAUUUUUUUAUUCCCAAAAAUUUUCUCUAUAUUUAAUAAUAAGCUUUACUCUUUUUUACGAACAACAGCGCAGAACACAAGCACAAAUAGUUUUUAAGAUAAAUGUAUAUUGAAACAAAAUCUGCAAUGUAAUUGUAUAUGGUAAAUACGCAAUAAUAUAUAUAUAUUUCAUGUGUAACGGUUAUUUAAAAGCAAUAGCCCAGCAGCAAAUGAAUUGAUUAAUUGUAAAAGUAUAGUAAAAUGAAAGAUAUAAAAAUAAAAGAAAAUUUAAUGAAAUAAA